Messenger RNA from Zonotrichia albicollis (white-throated sparrow), 801 nucleotides. Lineage: Eukaryota; Metazoa; Chordata; Aves; Passeriformes; Passerellidae. The record is from RefSeq and is a predicted model, not a curated record.
GGACCCCCGCCGGUGGAGCAGCUCCCCAUCAAGGUGGAUUACGGAGAUGAACUCAGCCCAGAUCAAAGCCUCACUCCGGGAGGAAGCAAAACCUCCUCUCCCUCUUCUCCGGGCGACGACGUGAUGCUGGGAGAGCUGACUUUCUCCGUGGACUACAACUUCCCCAAAAAAGCGCUGGUGGUCACCAUCCAGGAGGCGCACGGGCUGCCCGUGAUGGACGAGCACACGCAGAGCUCCGACCCUUACAUCAAGAUGACCAUCCUGCCCGACAAGAGGCACCGCGUCAAGACCCGCGUGCUGCGCAAGACCCUGGAGCCCGUGUUCGACGAGACCUUCACGUUCUACGGCGUGCCCUACAGCCAGCUGCAGGACCUGGUGCUGCACUUCCUGGUGCUCAGCUUCGACCGCUUCUCCCGCGACGACGUGAUCGGGGAGGUGAUGGUGCCGCUGGCGGGCGUGGAUCCCAGCACGGGCAAGGUGCAGCUCACCCGGGAGAUCCUCAAGAGGAACAUCCAGAAAUGCAUCAGCAGGGGGGAGCUGCAGGUGGCCCUGUCCUACCAGCCCGUGGCACAGAGGAUGACGGUGGUGGUGCUGAAGGCCAGGCAUUUGCCAAAGAUGGACAUCACCGGCCUCUCAGACCCCUACGUCAAGGUGAACGUUUACUACGGGUCAGCUCCACCUGGGGUAGACGAAGGUGUGGAAUGGGGCAGGGAUGAGUAGGAGUACAAUGGGAUUUUGAGGUUCCUCCCAGCCCAAACCAGAGCCCAGACCUCUCCCUGGGGUAGUAGAAGGUCUGGAAUG